Messenger RNA from Ictidomys tridecemlineatus (thirteen-lined ground squirrel), 4032 nucleotides. It is a transcript of the gene Tmem108, whose product is annotated as transmembrane protein 108. Gene Ontology annotation, cellular component: postsynaptic density; endosome membrane; axon. The record is from RefSeq and is a predicted model, not a curated record. NCBI's taxonomy places the organism in Eukaryota, Metazoa, Chordata, Mammalia, Rodentia, Sciuridae. Gene Ontology annotation, biological process: postsynaptic density organization; dendrite extension; retrograde axonal transport.
AGUCUCUCCCAUGCCCACUCCCGCAAACCGGGGGUGGGCAGAGCUGGGCGGGGCAGGGGAGGUCUGGGGUCCGCCUGCCCCAGGAUCCCGGCUGUGGGGAGGAUGCAGUCCCAGCUCAGCCGCUUCGGUCGUUGCCUCGGUUUCCCUUUUCCUACCCUUUGAUGCACCUCCCCAUCCUCCCCACGGCGCUGCGGGUUCUGCCCGAGGGGGUUGCCCACCUGGCAUUCUCGCCUGCGCCUUUGUUUCCCGCCCGGAGGGAUGCUGGCAUCGGUCCCCUCCCCAGUUGGUGAUCCACUGGUCGUGGUCCAACAUGCAGAAGUGAGCGAGUGGCGAACAGCAGAGCCGAUGGGUCGCGAGGAUGUAAGCGCGUUUGGAGGCUUCCACACCCUCUACUCCAGGACAGAAUCAUGAAUAAACUGGAGGAUAAGCAGGACCAGAUGAUACCAUGAAGAGAAGUUUACAGGCCCUCUAUUGCCAACUGUUAAAGAUUGUGCUCUGGGAAACAGUUCCCAGUGGAGUCAUGGACCUCAUCAGUCCAGCUGUUGAACCAGUGAUCUCCGGACAUUUCUGGAACCCACCAGGCUUCCUCCUGACCUUGGCACUGACCGAAGCACUGGUACUUGCUGUCCAGGAACCAUCUCCCAGGGCAUCUCUCCAGGUCCUCCCCUCAGGCAGUCCCCCAGGCACCAUGGUGACAGCAUCCGACAGCCCUACAAGACCCUCCUCCACGGCUCUGAACCCCCAUCCCGAUGGACCCUCCUCACAGGCCGCAGCUACCACGGCAACGACAGCCCAUCCAGAUGGGCACCCUCCUACAAACACUGUUCCCACCAUCGUGGUGACAGCAACCACCCCCCAUCCCGAAAGGCCCCUGCAGCUCACAGGUUCCCCUUCAGUUCCUAUGGCAACCACACCCUCGCAUUCAGAGGGCCGCCCCCCAGGGGAGGCCGCCCCCACCAUCCUGCUGACAAAGCCAACAGGAGUCACCAGCCGGCCCACCGCCGCGGUCCCCCGGGCUACCACCCGCAGGCACCCCAGGCCCCCCGGCUCUUCCCGAAAGGGGGCUGGGGGUUCAUCGCGCCCUGUCCCACCUGCCCCCGGUGGCGGCUACUCUGGGAGGAGAGAAGGCCACCGAGGACGCAAUCAGAGCUCCACGCACCUGGGGCCAAAGCGACCCCUGGGGAAGAUAUUCCAGAUCUACAAGGGCAACUUCACAGGGUCUGUGGACCCCGAACCCUUGGCCCUUUCCCCCAGGACCCCACCCUGGGGGAACGCCUCUUCGCCACAGCCCCAGACAGUGGCUGUGACCACAGCAUCCGGAAGUACCUCGUGGGCACCCCCCACUACCCCUGCGGUGCCUGCAGAGGACAAGCCAGGCCUUAGCAGAGCAGACCAGGGGGGUGUCCCCACCUUCACCAGCCCAGGAGGGGAGCCGGUCGCCACCGCCACCUCAGGUGCCCCUGCCCGUCCACAACCUGCCCCAGUGCCUUCUCAACGCCCCCGAGGUGACGCGCAGGACAGCCCCAGCCACAGUGACUCUUGGCUUACCGUCACCCCUGGCACCAACAGACCUCCGUCUGGCAGCUCUGGGGUCUUCCCAGCUGCCCCGGGGUCCACCCAGGCUGCCUUUGAUGCCAGUGGCUCAGCCCCUUCCCAGGGGAUUCCUCAGGGAGCAUCCACAACCCCACAGGCCCCAGCCCGUCCCCCCGGGGCCUCAGAAAACACUGUUUCUCCAGCCGAGGAGGAGGCUGCGGCCUCCCCCACCGUGACCGACAGGGUGCCCAGUCCUCUCUCCACCGUGGUGUCCACAGCCACAGGAAACUUCCUCAACCGCCUGGUCCCCGCCGGGACCUGGAAGCCCGGAACAGCAGGGAACAUCUCCCACGUGGCUGAAGGAGACAAACCCCAGCACAGAACCACCAUCUGCCUGAGCAAGAUGGACAUCGUCUGGGUGAUCCUGGCCAUCAGCGUACCCAUCUCCUCCUGCUCCGUCUUGCUGACUGUGUGCUGCAUGAGGAGGAAGAAGAAGACAGCCAACCCCGAGAACAACCUGAGCUACUGGAACAACGCCAUCACCAUGGACUACUUUAACAGGCACGCCGUGGAGCUGCCCAGGGAGAUUCAGUCCCUGGAGACCUCCGAGGACCAGCUCUCAGAGCCCCGGUCCCCAGCCAACGGCGACUAUCGAGACACGGGGAUGGUCCUCGUGAACCCCUUCUGUCAAGAGACACUGUUCGUGGGAAACGAUCAAGUGUCCGAGAUCUAGCUGCAGCAGCCUUCACUCUGCCGUUCCCUAUUUUUCAUCUCUAAAUGAUAAAUAUACAAAUAUAUAUAUAUUAUAAAUAUAACCUUUGUGUAACCCUGACUUAAUGAGAAACAUUUUCAGCUUUUUUUCCUAAGAAUUGUCAACAUCUUUUUUAUAAGUGUGGUUUAAAAAUCAGAAAAAAAAAAAAAACUUUACAGAAUGACCCGUGGCUUUAUAAAAUAAAGGUAUUUCUAAGCAAAGCAGUGGCAUCAGUUGCUUCUCUUGAUAACUGUCUCUGAGCCCUCGGGGAGUCGCAGGAGCCCGGGCAGGUGAGGGAAGAGACCGACCUCCUGGACAAGCAGAAUGCUAAAGUGGUCAAGGGCAUCGUCUGUUGCCCGAUUCCUAAAGCUCUGGUUCCUUAGAUUCGAGACCCGUCUCCUCCCUCCUCAUGUGCACAUGCGUGAAGGGGACUGGGCCACCCAGGAGGAGCACGAGGUACAGCAUACUCAAACCAAAGCAGGAAAAGCGAAAAUGUCUUCACCCUGGAGGACAGGAACCCUGGGGACUCUCGGUGACACCACUGGAUGUCAAGUUCAAUGCCACCCAUGUCAUAGGCGGAGGCAGGAGCCGACCACACUCAGGAGAUCCGAGGAGGACAUGGAAGCAUCCUAAGGCGCCUGCCCUGUGAUCACCCCGUGGGUGCUCCCGCCAGGCCAACCACAGGACCUCCCGUCCCUGGAAGCCCCACAUCUGCAUCCCACAAUGUCGCCUCUUCUCUCAGGGAGGGUGUAGGCACAGGUCCCAACCCUGGAGCUUUAGAACCCUCGCCCUUCCUUAAGGAUCAGAUGUUCAUUGGGGUUUUCUCCAAAAGUGAUGAUGGUGUUGUGUCCCAAGGAACAGGUCUAAGGGCUUGCCACUUUUGAAACCUUCCUCCUGCACUCCUAAAGCAAACCAGAUUGCCAAAGCCAGCCACUUGGGAGAAGCCAGAAGCUGGUUCCGUCCACCCGCAGAGGUACUGCAGACCCUCUUGCCCCUUGGGCCCAAGGAUCUGCUAUGGGCUCUUCUUUUGCCCUCCUUUCUCUCUCCUGCUCCCUGCAUCCCGCCAGGCUGCCUCCGGACUCCCACGGUGCCCAGAGACCAGCACCAGUGAGGCUCAGACUCUCAGCCACACAAGAGGGGCUUCCAGAGGUGGCCGCUCCUCUGAUAUUUUCCUAAGAGUGGCUAGAAGAGAAGAGAACUGCUUUGACGCUUCCUUUCUCUAAAAAAGAAAAAUAGUUUGAUAGUCUAUUUUGAAUAUAGAUGUUCUUAUAGGCAGAUUGGGAAUUGAAAUUGAAUGUCGGUUCAUCCGUUUGUGUUGUUACUUACUGUGGUCUUCUUACCAUGACUUUCUCCUUCCCACCCACGUUGCCCUUUUUCAAAAAAAGCAAGAUGGCCUUCGAAAAUGUGUGUUCUCGAUGUCUGUAUGAACCUCCUCGACCCGAGUUGUGUGGUCUCUCAGCCCCCAAAGGAGCAGGUUAAAUGUUGCCCUGAGAUUUGUUUUUUCUGUUACUGUCUAUGUUGUUCUCUGACCUUAACCUUCUCAUGUUUCUUUAGCUAUUGCAUUGACUAUAUCAACGUGUGUGAGUACAUAGAGUGAGAAAUCUGUUUGUAAAGUAAAAUUUAUAUAUAAUAUAUGUAAUCAAGGAUACAUAUGUUAUAUAUACAUUUGUGGAUGUAUGACUUAUUUUUCCGUACCCACAGAAUUCCGCUACCAUGGAUAUAUAAAUAAACUUAUUUUAUUACCCAAA